AUGGCAUGUGCCGCACGGGCGAGCGAGGGUGAGCCUGAGGAUCUAGUCCGAGUCAAACAGAACUACGACACGUCGCUGCAAAACUGCUGGCAGAGCCUGGCGCUCGACCCAUUGUCGCUGCUGCAUGAUGCUCUCGAGUACGCUGUUCUAGGUCUGGCAAUGCAAACAGACGCUGCGGGACUCCGGCGCAAUCCUGCACGCCCGUUGUCCGCCAAAUGCACCCUCGUACGGGUAUUGCCAAAAGAGGCAACCCCGCGAGCGUCCAAACUCGCAGGGAAUCUGAGGCAUGCCCCCCUCCAUCCGCCAGGUCGACUCGCGAACGGCCUCAGGCACAGCAACACGGCGCACACGCGUGCGGCGAGCACCCACGGCAAAGGCCCCGCAUGCAAACCUAGCCAACGAAGACACCGCGGGCCUGGGCGCAGCGACGAACUCACGACAGGUGUGGACGACGAAUACACGGCAAGCAUGAACGACGAGCGGACGGCAGGGACGAAUGAACGGCUGGCGGGGAUGGGCGAGGGCGAGGUCGAGGGCGAGGUUGAGGGCCAGAGCCAGCGCGACGUGCACGACGACGGCGAGCACGCAGGGCCAAUGCCCUGCGUGUAG
Molecule: messenger RNA, 609 nt
Organism: Fomitopsis serialis
Lineage: Eukaryota; Fungi; Basidiomycota; Agaricomycetes; Polyporales; Fomitopsidaceae
Exons: 3
Coding region: 1-609 (202 amino acids)
Source: RefSeq, a predicted model, not a curated record